AUGGAGCGCAAUUCAGACAUAGCCCAAGGCCAUACAAAGGGUGACCGGGUAAGAGUGGAGCAGCAAUGGCAAAAGUUGGCUAAUAUUUUAAAUAGUCAAGGUCCAAGUAAGGAUGUAAACGGUUGGAAAAGGGUUCGGAAGAAACUGGUGCGCAACCGUAAAGAACCUUCUGGUGGCGAAGUAUUUAAUAGGUAUAACCUCACAGAAGCUGAAGAAACUCUUGCUCGCAUAACGGGCAUGUAUACAGUGGUACAGGGUAUACCUGAAACAACAUCAUUUGGGUUGGAUGAGACGGUUGACCUCCAGGUGGAAGUGCUCGAUCUAACCGAGGAAGAAAUGAUGCCCUCAACAUCAACUCGGCAAAAUAGCACCAUUAUUAUGGAACGGUUCUGCAACGCUUUGGAGAAAAUUAAUGAUACGUUAAAUGCAAUUAAAGAAGAUCUUAGGCAUCAUCACAACAAUAUGGAAGAGAUUUUUAAAGAAAAAUAG
Messenger RNA from Rhagoletis zephyria (snowberry fruit fly), 489 nucleotides. RefSeq lists its product as uncharacterized. NCBI's taxonomy places the organism in Eukaryota, Metazoa, Arthropoda, Insecta, Diptera, Tephritidae. The record is from RefSeq and is a predicted model, not a curated record.